This is a messenger RNA of Physella acuta, 1779 nucleotides long. RefSeq names its product phosphatidylinositol N-acetylglucosaminyltransferase subunit H. Gene Ontology annotation, biological process: GPI anchor biosynthetic process. Lineage: Eukaryota; Metazoa; Mollusca; Gastropoda; Physidae. Gene Ontology annotation, cellular component: glycosylphosphatidylinositol-N-acetylglucosaminyltransferase (GPI-GnT) complex. The record is from RefSeq and is a predicted model, not a curated record.
AGCAAGGCUAGCAGACUUAGUAAACUAGGACCUAGAAUCCAGAUGUAGAAAUCUAGAUCUAGUCUAGAUCUAAAACUAAAUUUAGAGCUGCGAUCUAUUAUUUUGGCAAUGUCUGCUUCUAGACUCCAACUUCUACACUGUAAUUUAAAAUUUAAUUAAAAGUGUAUCAGAAGAUGGUGUUGAGGAUGUACCAUCGCGACCAUGGUGAUAUGGGCAGUGAGUUUACAGUUGUUCACCCUCCACUGAAGAGCAGAAUUCUCUUUACCAUUCUCUUGGUCAUCACUCUCAUCCUAGCCUUCUCAUUUAGAUUACACAUGCUUGAUAGAAAUAUUUUAGCCUCUCUGUGUUUGGCUCUGGCAACAACACUGGUUCUCAAAUUGUAUUCAAAAAUACAUUCUGAAAAUGUUGUGAUCCUCCCAUCACUAGGCCUGCAGGUAGAGACCCUGUAUUAUCUGGGUCACAGGGAAACCAACUUUUUUCAUGUUUCUCAUAUCAAGGAUGUUGUCAUCAAUGAAGCUAUAUCAAUGCACUCCAUCCUACACUACCUCCUGGUGUUAUUAAAACAAGAUCAAGGCCAAGCACUCCAUCCAUUGUUUUCUAGAUCCUGGCCACCACUUGGUGACUUAAAACCAGUUUAUAAAGCUGCUCAAGAGAAACUUAUCAGGCCACAGGGGAGACAAUUUUAAGGGAGAUAAACAUUAAUUAAAUUAUUUGUAUUUAUGGAACUUGUGAUAUAUUUUAUAGGGGCCCAAUCAUCCUAAUUAUUAUGUCUGUAAAGAAGCAAUUGUAAAAUGUAUUCAUUCAUCCAUUCAUUUAAUAUAUCAUCACACAAACUCAGUUUUAUAAAAAUGUGGCUAAGAAUUUUCAAAAUUGUGCGUAUUCAGCAUUUGACUGUUAAAAAAGGACCCCAACCAAUUAUAUUUUUUAGCAGUAAGUCAGAGUUAAGUGAUGAUGUUAUUUGAGUAGAGGAAGUUUGUGUCAAGUAUACAAACGUACCUUGUGUUACCAACUGGCCAGAAUUAUUUAAUGAGAUCUGCAGGUGUCUCCAAAUGUGUCACUAUCAACCCUAAUCUGUUAUUGUACCUAAGAUGGUAGAACACAUGCUGUCCUUAUUUGACUGCUUUGACCUUUGCCAGUAGGGAGGGGGAUGAGAGGAGCCAUGUAGUUUGCACUUUUUAUUUCUCAGAAAAAAAUGAAGAGCUAGUUGAUUUUUGUUUAGACAUUGUGCUUUUAGGAGUGGGACCUUUGUUGUGGCACAUUUUGCUCAGCUACUGGUUCAAAAUUCUGUGCAAGGUAUGGUGUCCGUAAAAGGGUUAAAAAGAGCUUCCUUUAGAAUUUUUAAAAUUUAUUUGCCAUGUUUUAACUUGAGCAUUUUAUUUGAAUGUUCAGCAUCGAAUCAAAAACAAAAUGAGCACAUGAUCAAACAUAUACAUGACUAUACUAACCACAUUUUGUUUUUCAAGAAUUGUUUUCUAUUUGUACUUGUUCUGCUCUUGACUAAAGAAAACAGCACCAUAGUGCUGUAGCAAGCAGUAAAUCAAAACUAGGUGGUCAAAUGUGGGAGAUGUAGGCGUGUCAAUGAACCAAAUGUGCCUUGUGUUAUUUUAUGGUCAGCCUUCUUUAAUUGAUUGCGGUGAUGCUUUAGGUGUGGGUUGUAGGUGUGAGAUGUAGUGGGGGCUCUAACAUGUCAAUGGGCUUGGGUGUGUGGUGUCAGGUGGGCUUGGUUGUGUGGUGUUAGUGGGGCUUGGGUGUGUGGUGUCAGUGGGGUUUGGGUGUGUG